Messenger RNA from Dioscorea cayenensis subsp. rotundata (Guinea yam), 3814 nucleotides. Its product is annotated as pentatricopeptide repeat-containing protein At5g62370-like. The transcript is spliced from 3 exons. Bases 1 to 2979 code for a protein of 992 amino acids. Gene Ontology annotation, molecular function: protein binding. Lineage: Eukaryota; Viridiplantae; Streptophyta; Magnoliopsida; Dioscoreales; Dioscoreaceae. The record is from RefSeq and is a predicted model, not a curated record.
AUGUUUUUUGACCCCCAACCGCGUCUUCCAUCUCCUACCCUCACUUCGCAACCCUCGCCGCCCCCUCCAUGCCUUCGCCGCUUCGCUUCCUCCUCUAUACCGCCAAAACUCUCCGCCUCCUCUUCCUCUCUUCCUGUUGCCAUGCCCAGUCACAGCGACCACUGCUUCUCCUUCUUUGCCUCCUUCCUCCGCCGUGGCUUGCCCUCUGUCGCCCUUUCCGUCCGCUAUGCCUCCUCAUCAAGCGUAGGCCUCCCCAUGGACCCUGCCCGCGUCCUCCGUACCCUCUUGUCGUCACGCCAAUUUACGAAGGCGUCCCAGGUCUUCCUCUCCUUCACCUCUCCGUCCAUCUCUGACCCAUCUCUUCUUGACUCAAUGCUCCUUUGCUACUGCAAGCUCCGAGACCUUCCCCGGGCUCAAUCCCUUUUUAAUUCCAUCAUACAGCUCGGAACUUUGCCCAGUUUAGCCUCCUACGGCACGUUGCUUCGGCUAUUGUGUGUCAAAGAGCAGUCGUCGCACGCUCUCUCACUGUUUUUCCGCAUGGCCAAAGCUGGUGUUCUCCCGCCUGCGUCCUCUUAUCACGUUUUGAUUACUCGGUUGUGUUCCGAGGGUUACCUGAAUGAAGCAUGCUUCCUGUUUGAUGUAAUGCUUGGUGAUGGUAUUCGACCCUCUCUCCCUUUGUUGAAGUUCUUGACCUAUGGCUUUUGCAAAUGGCACAGAAUGUUGGAGGCCGAGCGAGUUUUUAGGCUCAUGAAGUCGCAUGGGUUCGUUUUGGAUCGGAAGCUGUGCACGGCGAUGAUUCAUGGGUACUUUAGGGAAGGAAGGAUAAGUUUGGCUCUUGAUCUUUUUAAGGAGUUGAAGGAAAGGAUUGACUGUGAACCAGAUGUAUGCUUGUAUACUACAAUGAUUCAUGGGUUCUUGAAGUUUAAUUUUGUUGAUGAGGGUUGGGAGUUGUUCCAUGAAAUGGUGGGAUGUGGCCUACAGCCAAAUGUGGUUACUUUCAAUACGAUGAUCAGCUGGUACUGUAAAAACUCUGAUGUGGACUCUGCUUUGGCGCUUCUUGACACAAUGAAGAGUUAUGGUUUGACCCCAAAUCUGCAUUGCUAUACUGCAGUGAUAACCGCACUUUGCAGGGCGAAGAGAUUGGUGGAGGUGGAGAAGUGGUUUGAGAAGAUGCUUGACUGUGGCCUCAUCCCUGAUGACCGUAUGUUUCAGUUGCUGAUUAAGAAUCUUCCAUUUGAUCAUAUGUCUUGGACGAUGGGCAAGGUUUUGGAUCAUCUGUCCAGGAAUGGUUGCAAUAUCAGCGUUUCGAGGUUUGUCCGAUUGUGUACUUCUGAUUCAGAUGAGGAAUUGCAGCGGGAAGUCAGGCUUCUUUUUGAUGAGAUGGCAGGAAACAAUAUAAUCUCAUUGAAAGUGGUUCUCCAUAUUUUGUUAGGAUCUGUGUGCUCACUGGGUAAGUUUAACAUUGCUCAUCUCUUAAUGGAGAAUAUGGUUGAUCAUGGAUCUGCGCCUUCAAUUUCUCAUUAUAAUUUCUUAAUGACAUGUUUGUGCAAGGAGGAUAGAAUUGAUGACGCUUACUCUCUUUUAUGUCUUAUGAGAAGUAGAGGUGUGCUUCCUGAUCUGGCUACACAUUCAAUUGUUAUAAAUUUUCACUGCAAGCGCGGAGACAUAGAUUUAGCAUUGAUAGCUUUUGAUGAGAUGAUACAGCAGGGUUUUAGGCUUCCUGUUGAUGUUUAUAACUCAAUCAUAAGAUCUUUGUGCAAAGCAGGGAGGAUGAUGGAAGCUCAGCUCACCUUUGACAGGAUGCUACAGGCAGGCAUCAUGCCAGAUAAAGGGAUCUACACUGCACUCAUCAACGGUUAUUCAAAGAUGGGAAAGAUUGUUGAUGCACGAUAUCUGUUUGAUGAAAUGGUCUGUCGUGAUAUUCGACUGAGUUCCCAUGCUUACAAUGCUCUUAUUAAUGGACUGGUAAAGACUAACAUGUUUAGAAUGGCUGGCAAAUAUCUGCAUAUGAUGCUGGAGAAUGGUUUUGUGCCAGACACAGUCCUUUACAAUAUGCUCAUAAACCAGUUCUUUAAGAAAGGGGAUGUUCGCUUUGGACUAGAUCUAUUUGCAUUGAUGGUGAGGAACCAGGUUGAACCUGAUAUUAUCACAUUUGGAGCUGUGAUCAAUGGUAUAUGCAGAAAUGUCUCACGGCAUGAAAAAAUGAAACUUUCUUUAGCUGUAAAAUUGGAGGAAGCAAGGUGCUUACUUUUUAAGUUGUUAUCACGAAAUACUAUUGUGCCAGGAAAGCUAACUCAAAAUGUCCGUUGUGGAACUACUAAAGAAAAAAUUGAGCUAGCCAUAGAGUAUAUACUACAUCUUCCGGAUGUUGGCUUGGUUCCGGAUUUGUAUAUUUACACUGGGAUGAUUAAUGGGUUUUGCCGAGCUAAUAUGAGAAACAAUGUUAAUGCCCUCAUAGAUUCUAUGGACAAAGCCGGUGUUGUCAUUAACCAUGUAGCAUGUACCAUCUUAAUAGGUGCCCAUAUCAAUUCUGGUGAGAUUGAUUGUGCGACAGAAUUAUUUAACCAGAUGAACAGAAAUGGUUGCAUGGCUGAUAAUGUUACUCUUGAUACUCUUAUAAAAGGUUAUUCUAUCGCUGAAAGAGGGAUGGAGGCAUUAUCUCUUUUUUACAUGAUGCGAAAGAGAGGGUUUUUCCCUAGCAAAUCUUCAUGUCAUAGAUUACUUGACUGCCUCUGUCUAAGUCAUGCUAGCGAUCUGGCAUUUAGGCUAUUUGAGGAAAUGGUCUUGCUUGGCUAUAUGGAAGAGGAAAGUUUGCAGGCAGCUCACAAAACCUUUGACGUGAUGCUUAAGAGAGGAAAAACUCCAGAUAAUGAGGCAAAGAAACAGUUGCUCAAUGUUUGUUAUAAGCAUGGAGAAUAUGAUCUGGCUUUUGUGAUUGACAAAAAUAUACCAGUUUAUGAGGUUCUGCCUGAAGGUUGAGCACACAGAUGCCUCUUUUUUGUGCUAUCGGUGGAGAGUCAGGGACAUGACCACUGUUACUUCAAAAAAUCUGGGGGGGCAUUCUUUUCAGAUUUCUCUUAGUAUGUUUGGUUAUUAUGUUGGAUCAUUGACAAGGCUCUUGUCAAGUUUGCUGGUUUUGUGUGGGGUGUUAGAAUCUCUCAGAUGUAUAGAUCAAGAACACCCAAAAUUUGUCAAAUCACUUCAACUGAUUGGCAUUAUCUUUUGUAUCAAUGUGUCUCACAAUAAUUGGCAAGGUUAGCCCAUGAUAUGAAGCUUGUCCUUUUGGUAUUCCUUUGAAUUAUUGAUUUCAUUACUAUUGAUAUCAUGAGCUUUGUAUAUGCAGCUCUAAAUGAAGCACUAACCACAGAAGUACAGUGCCUGAAACUAGUUACUGCUGAGCUCGGUGUCCUCACCGUCUGUCCAACAGCUUGAGCCAGCAAAUGCAGCUGAAUCCUAAUAUGUUUCAUCUGCAGCAACUGCAGAAGGCACAACAGCAUCAAGAGCAGCAGCCUGCACAUACUCCCUCUAUUUCAAAAACAACAGAACUACUCUGGCUCAAAUAACGAACUAUCAAAUGACAAGAUGAAGCACUAAAUCAACCAACGGUCUGUAUCUACAUUUUGUUUUAGCUUAAGUAGGAUAUGCAUCUGACUGAGGCUUUCUAUAUUUAAAAGGUGGUUUCAUUAUUUUUAUUUUUUAUUUUUUGAAGAGAAUAUUGUUUAAUUUUGAGAAAGCACAAGUCAUUUGGAUGUAAGAUUCAUGACCUUGUAACUAAAAUGUUACUAUGCGAUGUGUUGUAUAAGAAUCUUUGAGA